Serinus canaria (Common canary) is the source of this 2715-nucleotide messenger RNA. It is a transcript of the gene ORC3, whose product is annotated as origin recognition complex subunit 3. The record is from RefSeq and is a predicted model, not a curated record. Gene Ontology annotation, biological process: DNA replication; DNA replication initiation. Bases 110 to 2257 code for a protein of 715 amino acids. Gene Ontology annotation, cellular component: nuclear origin of replication recognition complex; DNA replication preinitiation complex; nuclear pre-replicative complex. Lineage: Eukaryota; Metazoa; Chordata; Aves; Passeriformes; Fringillidae. The transcript has 20 exons. Gene Ontology annotation, molecular function: DNA replication origin binding.
AGCGGCGCGGGGACGCUCAGGGAGGUGGGCGGUGCGUCGGGAGCGCGCGUGUGCGACGCCUCCUGCUCCUCCUGUUGCUGCUCUCCGGCACCGGCGGGCGCGGGGCGACAUGAGCACGUGCUCUGUAUCCAAGGGCUGCUUUGUCUUUAAACCAAGUACCAAGAAGAGAAGAUUACCUGAUAAAACAGCUCCUGAUUUCAGAUGCACGAGCAAUGAUUCAGAGGACACUGAGCUACGGUUUGUCACCUGUCAGUCUUUAUGGAACCAGAUCAAAUCUGAAACAGAGCAAAUACAGGAAAACUUGAAUAAGCAGUUGCUUGAAAAUCUGGUGAGUUUUUUGAGCCGAUCUCAUUCUGACUUUCAAGAGAAGACAACAGAAUGGACUUUCAAGAUGAAGUUCAGAGAAAUCCCUACUGCAGCUCUUGUCUUAGGAGUGAAUGUUACAGAUCAUGACUUGACUUUCAGAGGUCUCUCAGAUGUCCUUCAGGAUAACAUUACUCCUUAUGUAGCCAUGCUGGAAGCCAAAGAUUGCCCAGGUAUAAAAAAUCUGAUGCAGAAGCUGAUGGGGCAGCUGAUGAACUGUGAUUUAGAUGUGGACUCACUGGAGGAUGAGGACUGUGUGCAGGUUUCACAGAAUAGAGUACGUUGUUCAAUGCCUUCUCUUAUCAGCUGGUAUGACAGUGUAACAAAGAAAACAGAUUCCGAAACUCCAAGCAAAAAAAGAAAUUCCUCCUCUAGACACUGGCAGUCUCCUCCAGUUGUAGUCGUAUUCAAAGACAUGGAAAGUUUCACCACCAAAGUUCUUCAAGACUUCAUAGUCAUCAGCAGUCAGCAUAUCCAUGAAUUACCUCUAGUGCUGAUUUUUGGAAUUGCUACAUCACCAAUGAUUAUCCACAGACUACUUCCUCACUCAGUUUCUUCUCUGCUAUGCAUAGAGCUUUUCCAGUCCAUUUCCUGUAAGGAGCACCUGUCUACUAUAAUUGACAAGCUGCUUCUGACAUCCCAGUUUCCCUUUAAACUGGGAGAAAAAGUUCUGCAGGUUCUCAUCAACAUAUUCCUGUACCAUGAUUUUUCUGUACAGAAUUUUAUCAAAGGAUUUCAGCUCUGUAUUGUGGAGCAUUUCUAUUCCCAGCCUCUCAGUGUACUGUGUUGCCACCUCGUAGACAUUAAGAAGAGAGUUUAUUCUUUAUCACAUGAUCAGUGUGAAAACAUUCGGAGACUGCCCUCUUUUAGAAGGUAUGUGGAAAAGCAAGAGUCAGGGAAACAGAUUGAACUGCUGACAAACGACAGCUUCUUGAAGGUAGAAACAAAGAAGUUGCUGGAGGACUUACAUGUUUACCAUGAAAAUUAUGUUCGAAUUCUGAGAUGUCUUCAUGUUUUCACAUCUUCUCUUCCAAAGUAUCCUUUGGGCAAGCAGAUCAGGGAGUUGCACUGUGCUUGUUUGGAAAACCGAGUGUGGGAGACAGAGGAGUAUGAGUCAUCUCUUCAACUAGCAAGGAUGCUGAAUAAGACUGAUUUAGUAACCAUGCUCCAACAAUGUGUGGAAAUUUUGAUGUCAUCUUCUGGAAAGGAGUUUGAUAGGGCCGUAGAAAAGUUGAAGGAGUUCUUGACCCAGUUUCAGAAUCUAGAAGUAGCAGAAGCUUCCCAAGAACGAGAUGUGUCCAUAUCGCCACAAAAGGAGCUCCAGAAGAAGACAGACCUUUAUCAUCUUCAGAAGACUUUGUUGGAGUUGAAGGAAUCAAGGAGGUCUAAGAAACUGACAAAGUUUGAAAUGCUUCGUUUUGAAGUUGUUGACUAUAUAGACAGUCUUGUAAGAAGAUACCUUGUUCCUGCAGACGAAAGGACCCUGCAUGAGGUUGUGUAUUUCAACGGCGCCGCUGUUCUCCGAGGGCACUUGAAUGCUGCCCCCAGGACUGCCCUGCACACAGCUUUGAACAACCCCCACUGGUACCUGAAGAAUCAAGCUCUGAGAUGUGAUGGAGGAGGCAUUUCUAACAAAGCCCCUGACAUAUGCAUAGUGUAUAAGCUUCAUUUGGAAUGUGGCAGAUUGAUCAAUCUUGUUGAUUGGUUAGAGGCUUUCUCAACUGUGGUGAUGGCAGCUGAGGAACCAAAUGAUGCAGCUUCCUCAGACCAGGUGGAUGAUGUUAUCCACGCUCGCUUUAUUCGAGCCGUUUCUGAACUGGAGCUCCUGGGUUUCAUAAAGCCCAGCAAGCAGAAAACUGACCACGUGGCAAGGCUGACGUGGGGAGGCUGUUAAUGUGCCACCAAGGUGCUAAUAAACCUUCCCAACAGAGCAAGGGCUGUGUUCCCACACAGUUACUUCUCGCUAACUUUGCAUACUGAGUCAAAGUCAGCGGUGCCUGAAUGUUGUGAGAUACAUUCUGAGUGCCUGGGCAGGCUUGAAUAGAGUUGUUUUUUAAUGCUCAUCUUCCCUGUGUAAUGUUCUGCUGUAUUAAUGCUCAUUUUCCAAAUACUGUAUUGUUGUGCCAGUUUCAAUCUUCUUUGAUGUGUGAUAUUUAACAGUCCGCUGAUACAGCUCAGGCUAGCAAGCCAAAAGGACAGCACUGGCUGUGUCAGCCAAAAAGUGAUGAAGCAGUAUUAUUAACAUCCUUAUAAGCUGAUAUGAUUUGAGUCAUUAAUAUAAAAUGCCUCCUGAUCCUUGAACUAGGUUUAAAAAUAAAUAAAACAAGUAUGCUAAAGAAGACAAUGAAAUUC